UUGCUGUCCUGUAUCCAGCAUGUGUCUGAGCUGUUGGCGGUGGUACGGCUUCCGUUCAUCCAUCCCAGCUACCUGCUGAAUGUGGUGGACAACGAGGAGCUGAUCAAAUCUUCAGAGGCCUGCAGGGACCUGGUGAAUGAAGCCAAGCGCUACCACAUGCUGCCACACGCCCGCCAAGAGAUGCAGACGCCCAGAACUCGCCCGCGACUGUCUGCCGGUGUCGCUGAGGUGAUCGUGCUGGUGGGGGGGCGGCAGGUCAUCGGUAUGAACCAGCGCUCGCUGACAGCCGUCACUUGCUUCAACCCUCAGAACAACAAGUGGUACCCCCUGGCCAGCCUGCCUUUCUACAACCGCGAGUUCUUCUCCGUCAUAUCGGCGGGGGAUAAUAUCUACCUGUCAGGUGGCACUGAGUCUGGAGUCACGCUGGCAGACGUGUGGUGCUACAUGUCCCUGCUGGAUAAUUGGAAUCUGGUGUCACGGAUGACAGUCCCGCGCUGCCGGCACAACAGCGUGGUGUACGACGGCAAGCUUUACACCAUCGGAGGACUCGGAGUGGACGGGAACCUGGAUAAUGUGGAAAGGUACGACACCAUCACUAACCAGUGGGAGAUGGUGGCUCCUUUGCCCAAACCUGUCCAUUCUGCGGCGGCGACUGUGUGUGGAGGGAAGAUCUAUGUGUUUGGAGGAGUGAACGAGGCCGGCCGCUCUGCUGGAGUACUUCAGUCAUAUGUGCCUCAAACCAACGCCUGGAGCUUUAUUGAGUCGCCAAUGAUCGAUAACAAAUACGCUCCUGCUGUGACUCUGAAUGGCUAUAUCUUCAUCCUGGGAGGAGCGUAUGCCAGAGCCACCACCAUCUACGACCCUGAGAAGGGAAACAUCAAAGCAGGACCCAACAUGAACCACUCCAGACAGUUCUGCAGUGCGGUGGUCCUGGAUGGGAAGAUCUAUGUGACCGGUGGCAUCGUGAGCAGCGAGGGUCCAGCGCUGGGAACCAUGGAGGCCUUUGACCCCUGUACAAACGUGUGGACGCUGCAGCAGAGCAUGCCCUGCCCGCUCUUCAGACACGGCUGCGUGGUUAUUAAGAAGUACAUUCAGAGCGGCUGACGCUGACACAGGCCAACACGACUCCACCGUCUCCUGCACACCGGACACCCACUUUCACAACACGGCCAGGAUUAGCAGUGCUGAUCCCGAAGCUGCGCUCACUUUCUGACACCCACUGGGAAUGUAGAAGCUAAUCAUUUCUGCCGGGCGCAAACGGGCCUUCGUGUAAUAUAGCGCACCUGACAGAGCUGUCCUUGAUGUGUGUGUGUGUCGUGGCUCUAGCCUUAAUGCUCUGUGGCCAUUCGGAUUGAACUUUUUUACACAAUACCUUUUUAUCUUCAUUUACAGAGUUCACUAGGUUUUUGCAUUGCCACCGUUUUAAUGUUUGCAUUACUUUCAUUCUUCUUUCUUUGAGCAAUACUGUAAAAUCACAGCGUCUGGUUUCAAUAAUCCAUGUGAUGAUGGUUCACUCAGUCGUAUCGCUUUUUCAUCAUCUCCAUUUGAAAGCACUUUUUUAAUAAUGUAGGGAAGACAAAGUUGUCGAAAAAGCACUGAAACCUCAUGUGAUCGCUCCCAUAAGCUCCACCUUCUUUAGUUACUGUGGCUCACUCAGACAAGCACGUCCCUGCAGAUUUCAGUGCAAUUGUUAGUAAAAUGAAUUUGUGAAGCGGUGAAAUGGAUUGGAUGUUAUUCGUACGUGGGCUGGAAUGAAGCGUGGAUCUUUUAUCUGCCGUUUUGGAUCCGAAACUGAUAAAUUAUGCAGUAACGUGAUUAAAAAUGGCAGAGACUGUGAACAGAGGCUGCCAAAUGCUUCUCGCAGUCACCGAAAAGAGAAAAGCAAUCACGGCUGAUCACAUUAGUGUAAGUGAACACAGCUAGUUACCACCGCAGAUACUAUAUCAUCUGAAUUAAUAUGCACAGAAAAUGACAUGCACUGCAAAAAAUGUUCUUAGUUAGUAUUUUGCCUGGUUUUCUUUAUACAAUCAUCUAAUGAUUUAAAUUCAAGAUCCGUUUACUUUGCCAGGAAAAUGACUAAAGUCUUGUUUUCUGAAAAAAGAAAAAUUAUCUGUCAGUGCAUGGGUCAGAAAAAUAAACGUAAUUAAAAGGGGAAACAAGAUUAUUUUUCUGAUCUCACUGCCAGAUAUUCUUGUUUCAAUCAAAAACUCACUUCAUUUAAUUAAUACUUUUUUUUUUCAGAAAAUUAUUUUAUGCCAUUUUGAAUCUAAUGUAAAUAUUAAGAAUGUUUAGAUAUUUAUACUAGAAAACAAGAAAAAAUAUUAAUAAAUAUGUAUUUAUUUAAUACAUGAAUCUUGUUUUCCAGUUAAAAUAUUUAAAAAUCUUUGAAACCAAAUAAAUUUAUGGGAACACUAUAGAAUAGGUAACACUGACUAUUAACUACGACAUUUCUCUCAAUAAAUUAUUAAUUUGCUGCUUAUUAAAAGUUAGUAGUUGUCAGGUUUACGAAUUGGGCAAUAUUAGAGAUGUAGAGUAAGGUCAAGUAGAACAAGGCAUUAAUAUGUUGCACUAAUACAUGGCUAAUAUUAUAGUAAUAUGCAUGCUAAUAAGCAACUAAUAGGUGUUACCUAUUCUAAAGUGUUACCAAAUUUACUAAAACAACACUGCAUAAGUUAUUAGCACUAGUUUUUUGAUGUUGCAUCUUUAAUACGAGUGUAUUUUGUCUUAAUGCACUGCAUAUGUUUUUAACUUGUUUUAAGUAUAAACAAGUUAAAAACAAAUGGAAAAAUCAGCCAGUGCAGUAAGACAGAAUUCUCCUAUAUUAAAGAAAGAAUCUAUGAAAACCAUAUCUUAUGCAAUACCUUAUGCAGUGUGGCUUCUCAAGUAGACUUGUGACAAGUCAAAAAUAUUAAUUAAAAACCUAAGUUUUUUUUUUUUGCAAUUCUGGCUGACAUCUUACAUGUUAAUUUGGGAAUGAGGGUGACAGUAUAAUUUAUUACACAACCUUUAUUUGAAGAUUUGAAAAAAGCAUUUAAAAUGAUUCAGACACACAGAUCCUCUAUAGGUUUAUGUUAGAAAGGAGCAAGAGCUUGUCUGAUUAUAUGGUACACGGCAACAGUUGCCAAGGUAGGACUGGCGAGGGGUCAAUUAUAAUCAGGCCUGGACAGAAUGUGUUUUUUGGAAGUCAACAUUAAAUCAAAAAUUACCCUGUUUAUUUAUUUAUUUUUCUUAGUGAAUGAUUCACUGUUGCACGUCAUUCUAGAGAAUCAACAAAAUUGGCUUUGUAUCUUUCAUCAAACUGGAAUAACUUGAAACAACCUUUGAAACUACUUUCCCUUUUUAUACUGGAAUUAAUUUUUUUUUUUUUUUUUUUUUUCGAUGCUCUUAUCUUGUUUUUAUAUCUUGAAUUAUGUUUCUAUUUUCCUUUCCCCCGUUGGAAAGCAGUUUUAUCCUGUUUCAAGCAAAAACUUCAUUUUAACUUCAUUUUAGAGAGGUUUAUGCUUAAAACAAGAAAAAACAAAAGCCAACUGGGAAAGAAAAUGAAACUUAAUGCAAGAUAUAUUCAGUGCAAACGAGUCCUGUCCUUCAAACACCUGCCUCUAUUGUACACCAUCCCAUCAAUUUGUGAUAGAUGAAAUCAAGCAUACGUUGACAUUAAAAACUGUGAUGCAGAUUUUGAUUAUAACUCACAUCUGCACAAGUUUAACUUGACAUCUGGUAGGUUUAUUAUAAAAUACUAACCAAACACAGAAGACUAUAAUAAUUUGAGAUGUGUGAAGACCUUGCAUUUACAGGAGUUGAUGCCAUUUAAGACCUGUAAUCGGAGACAUCUUGAACCGGAAUCUGAAUUUAAGCUUGAGCACCUCGAACUGAACUGAAAUGACAUUUGUAGCUAGAAUUUCUUUUCUUUUCUUUGGACCGUUUUACUCUUUUCUUGCACGCAGCCAAAGCACAAAACAUCUGAGACUCUGAAAGAGAACAGGAAGUGUUUGCCUUCAAUUCCUCUGCAUUGCCAAACCACCAAACAUGGACAUGCUGUCCGACAGGGAGCACGAUUCUCUGUACACGAAAGUAACUAAAGUUUAUUUUAGGACCUUUACAUGUCAACAGACUGUUUCUAGACAAAAUGUAUAUACUAUAGUAUGUUGAAGAAAUGUUAUGUACAAAACACAAGCUGUUAUCGUUUGAAUUAAUGAUCAUGUUUCAUCAUUAAUUAGAACAAUAACAUGUAUGCAAAAUACAAUGUACAUU
Molecule: messenger RNA, 4251 nt
Organism: Carassius auratus (goldfish)
Lineage: Eukaryota; Metazoa; Chordata; Actinopteri; Cypriniformes; Cyprinidae
Product: kelch-like protein 29
Exons: 6
Molecular function (GO): protein binding
Source: RefSeq, a predicted model, not a curated record